AUGCGACAGAAUUUGAUCCAAGAAUUGCAUCAACUCUUAGGCAAAGACGGAAUUCUAGUAUUUCCCGCACAUCCAGAAGAAGCCGUAAAACACAACUCAACUCUCCUGAAGGUGUGGAACGUGUCUUACACUCAACUCUUUAAUACCCUCAAUGUUGCCAUCACUUCAGUGCCGUUAGGGCUGAGCAGAACUGGUCUCCCGAUCGGCCUUCAGAUCAUAUCUUCUCCAUUGAACGAUAGGCUAACCAUUGCUGUGGCCGAAGAGCUCGAGCGAGCCUUUGGUGGAUGGGACUCAGAUCUCGUCAAACUGUACGGCUCUCUAAGGACAGGCGGUUUGUUUGAUGUGGAGGUGCCAUACAUCGGGAUGGACGAGAAUGCCUGUAAUAAGGGGUACAAUAAGAAUAAGUUGGACUGUCCACUCGAAAAGGGAAAGACAUACAAGUUCACUUUAGUCCAAACUGUUCCCUAUUCUAGUCGUUUCAAUGUCUUCAGAUAUACGACUUGGAGAUUAGUGAGCAGUGCUUAUAAGGACCUGACAUGUGCUGAGUUUGACAUCUAUCAGGACAUCGCCCUUAAUAGAUAUUUCUCACAAUUUGCUGAACGACUCAAUUAA
Messenger RNA from Oppiella nova, 612 nucleotides. The record is from the annotation of a GenBank genome assembly. NCBI's taxonomy places the organism in Eukaryota, Metazoa, Arthropoda, Arachnida, Sarcoptiformes, Oppiidae.